AUGGAUUAUGCUGGCGCAUUAAUCCUAAGAAAUGGCCAGAAAGCUUGGAUUGUUAUAUUUACCUGUGCCAGUUACCGAGCUGUGCAUCUGGAGUUAACUAUACCUUUAUCGACGAACCAUUUUUUGAAAACUCUUAGCCGUUUCAUCGCUCGAGGGGGUUUACCUUCCAUCUUUUACUGUGACAAUGGUUCUAAUUUUUCAAGAGCUGAGAAUUUAUUGAAGAAAAUUGAGACGUCAUUUUCCAAUGCAGUUUAUAUUAAAAGAUCAUUUGGAAAUUUAAUCCCCCAUCUCCACCCAUGGUGGGAUGAGUGGUGGGAACGUUUGAUAGGUAUAAUAAAAGGAAUUCUACGAAAGGUUCUAGGAAGAAGUUCACUAAAUUUAGAAGAAAUGGACACCGUUAUUUGUGACAUUGAAGGUGUGAUUAAUCAGCGACCUUUAACCUAUAUUUCAGAAGAUGUUGAUGAUUUUUAA
Molecule: messenger RNA, 471 nt
Organism: Stegodyphus dumicola
Lineage: Eukaryota; Metazoa; Arthropoda; Arachnida; Araneae; Eresidae
Source: RefSeq, a predicted model, not a curated record